AUGGCAGACCCAUCGCUGGCCUCCAACAACCCUUUUCGCCGCAAGAGCACCGUCCCGAUCGCCUCGCCGACCUCCUCCACCACCGCUACCGGCCUGGCCCUCGACACCGCCUCGACAGCUGCUCCGCCACAUCCUUCUUUGGCAAAGAGCUCUACCUUUCCUCAAUCACCCUCCGACGCCAACACCCAUACCCACAGCGGAGCUCCCGGAGCUCCCGGACGAACUGCCAACAGUGGCCUGGGGAACGAUUCAUAUGCGGUCGAUUACGAGGACCACGAUGCGCCGCGCGGCCGGUCGAAUGUGACCAGUGAUGCGUUUCGCGAGCACCUCCAGGCGCUGCCCAAGUCUACCGAGGCACCUCCGUCCACGACAUUCCUGAAACCCAAGCCUGUCAAGAAGGUGCGCGUGCAGUCCCCGCCGCCCUCAUCACCGUCCUCAGUCGACUCCGUCGACGCCGACUUUGAGGCGCGGUUUCCUUCCGAUUUGUCUGGUGCGGCAAGCGGUUCGACAGGCGCACCGUCUACGACGCGUUUUGGCGACUAUGGCACCCGGGGCGGUUUGCUCGACGACCGCCCGGUCAGGAACUACGAGGAUUAUAGUAGCGAGUCGGACGAAUCGGAAUCAGAAGACAGUGACUCUGUCGGUGGCCGCGGUGGCAGUACAGGCGCCGCUACUGGAUCAUUCUCGGCAGCCACAUCUUUGCCGUCCUUUCCCUCCCAAGCGCAACCACCACCACCACCAAACCCCUUCCAACAGACACUCGGAGACCUGGAGUCCGGACAUAAGAGCGUGAGCGAGUCGCAGUCUGACCCGGCUGUGGCAGCCUCCUCUGGAAAGGCUACCUUUGACGUGGACACCUUUAGUCGGUUGUUGUUGACGGGCCAGGGUCCUGCAGCAGCAGCGCCGCCUCCUCCACCUCCACCACCACCUGCGCGGUUUGACACGGUCCCUGCAGCUGAAGAAACACCUCGGACAUCGCAUGAGAUCUCCGAGAAUGACGAAGAUCGCACUGGCUUGAUCCACGGGGCUUUAUCUGUGGACGAACCUGCGCCACGACAAACACCACGGAAGAAGCCGCCUCCGCCAAGCUCGCGGCACGGUAAGCUGAUCAAGGCGCAGCCCAAGGACAUCAAGGCACCAACGAAGGAGAGUAGUAGCGGAGGCGAGGACGCGUCGAUAUCGCCCUCGGACGUGAACAAGCCUCUUCCACCACCGCCCGCGCGCCGACCGGCCAACGUGAACGAAGAUGACGACGCCAUGGACAGCGUUUUCGACCGCGAGGUCACCGUCAACCAGCCCGAGGUGGACCUCGACCCCGAGGCACCAGAAGAGGCUGUUCCCCCACCACGACCACCGACACCCCCCAACGUGUCUCACUCAGCCGAAUUCUCCCCCUUACAUCCAACCUCAGACCUCGGCGCCGGCGCCUUGGUUGCCUCCUCUGCAGCACCUGCCACAACUGUGGCAGCGGCAACAGCAUCUAAACCCUCUCCCCCUCACACCAAAAAGCCCAUCCCAGCCCCGCCACCGCGCCGGCAGGCUGCCGGGCAUCACCGCACCGAAAGCCGAUCCCAGCCUUCCGGCGACCGGCCUCCUCUGCCGACACCACCGCCGCACGCCUCAUUGUCUGGCGAUGCCGUCACGACUGAUCAGCUACACGACAAAUCUCCUCUCGAAUCGCCUCGGUCUUCUUUAGAUUCGACAUACAGCCACUCACGGUCAUCGAGUCUCGCCAAACCCAACGCAAAUGCCAAUGCCAACUCAGGUGGCAGCGUCCCGGCACCACCGCCACCUCGACGCGCCAACCAUGUUCAACGGCCCUCAAUGGCUGCCCCACCAAACGCCUCUGGCUCUACGCCCGUGCUGAGCGCACCUGGCCUGUCCGACCACGACCGGCAACCUAGUACUCAAGCAGGUAUUCCCGCGGGGGCUAGUACGCCGUCGCUGGUUCCUCAACCUGGCAGCACUAGUGGCAGCGGCUCGUCCACGCCCAUCCCCAAUCGGCUGCUGGCCAAACCGCCACCACCACCCGCGCGCAACACGUCCGUUCGCCACAAAGAGAGCCGACCUGCCGCCCUGGCAUCGACAGAUAGCAGCGGCAGCGUUGGCAGCGGUGCUGGGAGUGGCAGCGGGCGGCCAUCGAGCAUUGCCAGUGUUGAUGCUAUCGCCCGCCGUGUCGGGCCCCUACAGCCACCACCGCCUCCUCCGACGCGCCAGCGCGGCAGUAGUCGUGGAAGUAUGGAUGCGCCAGCUAGCCACGCGAAUGCGUCAACUGCGGCAAAUGCGACCAACCCAUCGGCUCUCUCGAACGCAUCGCCCUCGAUGGCAUCCAAGCCCCGUCAAGCUAGCUCAGAGAGUGUGCGCCCCGGCCAGGAUCAGGGCCUGGCACCGGCUCAAGAGAGCGAGGAAGGCCGGCCCGACGACAACGGCGUGGCUAACAAUAUUUUAGCGGAUCUGGACGCACUGCGGCGCGAAGUCGACGCUCUACGGGGUCAGUUCAAUACGGAGUAG
Molecule: messenger RNA, 2511 nt
Organism: Sporothrix schenckii 1099-18
Lineage: Eukaryota; Fungi; Ascomycota; Sordariomycetes; Ophiostomatales; Ophiostomataceae
Exons: 1
Coding region: 1-2511 (836 amino acids)
Source: RefSeq, a predicted model, not a curated record